Messenger RNA from Polyodon spathula (Mississippi paddlefish), 747 nucleotides. RefSeq names its product promotilin-like. Lineage: Eukaryota; Metazoa; Chordata; Actinopteri; Acipenseriformes; Polyodontidae. Gene Ontology annotation, molecular function: hormone activity. The record is from RefSeq and is a predicted model, not a curated record. The transcript is spliced from 5 exons. Gene Ontology annotation, cellular component: extracellular region. Bases 319 to 657 code for a protein of 112 amino acids.
ACGUUUUGGCCAUCGCUGUACAACAGUUAAACAGGAUCAAUAAAAUGCAAUGGAAAAGUUUGUGUAGCGCGCUUCCUGAGGUACAUAGCUGCUAUCAUUCCUCCUGCAGUCUGGAUUACAGCUUGGUAUCUAUGAGAUCUCACUAUGUUCAGUAUUCCUGAGAGCAGGAAGUCAUUGGGGGGCAAUGAUGUAAGCAGGCUUGAUUGCUCACUUGAGGAUUGUUUAUAAGAUGCCUUGCCUGGGAACAACACAACAGAAGACAGCAAGAGAACCAGGUACCAGCAAACAGCACAAGAACUCUCUCUGGAAAGCGACACGAUGCUCCACGGCAAGCUGAUUGGCGGCCUCUUGGUGGCGUGUUUGGUGGCCAUGCUGGCAGAGCAGACUGAAGGAUUUCUCAGCUUCUUCAGCCCCAGUGACAUGAGGAGGAUGAUGGAGAAGGAGAAGAGCAAGACAGGGAAGAAGUCGGUGAGAUCGGGGGAGACAGAGUCUGGAGAGCUGGCCACUCCAGAGAGAUACAUGGAGGAGAAGGCUGCCAGGCUGGGCACCCCCCUGGAGAUCGGGGUUCGACUGAGCCCCCGGCAGUGUGACAAGUACGGGGCAGCACUGGGGGAGAUACUGAACGAGAUGCUGGAGGAAGGGAGGAAAGCUCAAUAAGCACAAGAGCUUUAUCAUCACCGCAGAUGGGUUCCUGUGACAUCGUCUAUGGUCUGCACAUCAGCAGCAAGAAGAAUAAAAAAAAUUAAA